Molecule: messenger RNA, 2047 nt
Organism: Eptesicus fuscus (big brown bat)
Lineage: Eukaryota; Metazoa; Chordata; Mammalia; Chiroptera; Vespertilionidae
Gene: NOP58
Product: NOP58 ribonucleoprotein
Exons: 15
Coding region: 201-1817 (538 amino acids)
Cellular component (GO): small-subunit processome; box C/D methylation guide snoRNP complex
Molecular function (GO): snoRNA binding
Source: RefSeq, a predicted model, not a curated record
AGGAGAAGCGCGUUCGCGCGUCCUGCACGCAGUGCAGUGUGGAACCUCUAGGCAACGUGGGCUGGUGCUCUGCAGGGAAGCGUGCGCGUUGGUGCUUGGCCAGCCGCGGCCUUGCGGGCUCGGGGGGCCGCAAGUCUGGUCUUUCUCCAUUAGGAUAAGCGCUCACGGCGGGCCGCGCCGCGCCCUGACCCGGCCUAACCAUGCUGGUGCUGUUUGAAACGUCCGUCGGCUACGCCAUCUUUAAGGUUUUGAAUGAGAAGAAACUUCAAGAGGUUGAUAGUUUGUGGAAAGAAUUUGAAACUCCAGAGAAAGCAAAUAAAAUAGUUAAGCUAAAACAUUUUGAGAAAUUUCAGGAUACAGCAGAAGCAUUAGCAGCAUUCACAGCUCUGAUGGAGGGCAAAAUCAACAAGCAACUAAAAAAAGUUCUGAAGAAAAUAGUGAAAGAAGCCCAUGAACCCCUGGCUGUAGCUGAUGCUAAACUAGGAGGGGUCAUAAAGGAAAAGCUGAAUCUCAGUUGCAUCCAUAGUCCUGUUGUUAAUGAACUUAUGAGGGGAAUUCGAUCACAGAUGGAUGGAUUAAUACCUGGGGUAGAACCACGUGAAAUGGCGGCUAUGUGUCUUGGGUUGGCCCACAGCUUGUCCCGGUAUAGAUUGAAAUUUAGUGCUGAUAAAGUGGACACAAUGAUUGUUCAGGCAAUUUCCUUGUUGGAUGAUUUGGAUAAAGAAUUAAACAACUACAUUAUGCGGUGUAGAGAAUGGUAUGGCUGGCAUUUCCCGGAAUUAGGAAAAAUAAUUUCAGAUAAUUUGACAUACUGCAAGUGUUUGCAGAAAGUUGGUGAUAGGAAGAAUUAUGCCUCGGCCCAACUUUCUGAAUUACUGCCAGAGGAAGUUGAAGCAGAAGUAAAAGCAGCUGCAGAGAUAUCUAUGGGAACAGAGGUUUCAGAAGAAGAUAUUUGCAACAUUCUGCAUCUCUGCACUCAGGUGAUUGAAAUCUCAGAGUAUAGAACCCAGCUCUAUGAAUACCUACAAAAUCGAAUGAUGGCCAUUGCACCCAAUGUCACAGUCAUGGUUGGAGAAUUAGUUGGAGCACGGCUCAUUGCUCAUGCAGGUUCUCUUUUGAAUUUGGCCAAACAUGCAGCUUCCACAGUUCAGAUUCUUGGAGCGGAAAAGGCACUCUUCAGAGCUCUGAAGUCUAGACGGGAUACCCCUAAGUAUGGUCUCAUUUAUCAUGCUUCGCUCGUAGGCCAGACAAGUCCCAAACACAAAGGAAAGAUUUCUCGAAUGUUGGCAGCCAAAACUGUUUUGGCUAUCCGGUAUGAUGCUUUUGGUGAAGAUUCCAGUUCUGCGAUGGGAGUUGAGAACAGAGCCAAAUUAGAGGCCAGGUUGAGGGCCAUUGAAGAUAGAGGGAUAAGGAAAAUAAGCGGGACAGGAAAGGCAUUAGCAAAAGCAGAAAAAUAUGAGCAUAAAAGUGAAGUGAAGACUUAUGAUCCUUCUGGUGACUCCACACUGCCAACCUGUUCUAAAAAACGCAAGAUAGAACAGGUAGAUCAAGAGGAUGAAAUAAUUGAAAAGAAGGCAAAAAAAGCUAAGGUUAAAAUUAAAGUUGAAGUAGAAGAAAAAGAAGAGCAAGAAGAAGAAGAAGAAGGAGUACUAGUGGUAGAAGAACAGGAGACAUCUGUGAAGAAGAAGAAGAAAAAGGAUAAGAAGAAACACAUUAAGGAAGAACCGCUUUCUGAGGAAGAACCAUGCACCAGCACAGCGGUUCCUAGUCCAGAGAAAAAAAAGAAAAAGAAGAAGAAGAAAGGUAAUGAGGACUAAUGGAAAGGAAUCACAGUUGGAUCACCUGGAUACAUCGUCCUUAAGAUUCAGUCAAGAGUAUGCCAGAGAUGCUCCCUAAGAUAAUCGAGGAUGAACAGAGGUUUAGUGAAACAAAGUGAUUACUCAUUUAUAGCUUUUCAAACCUACUUGUGUCUUGACAUCAACUCUGUUAACUUUAUUAUGUCAUCAUUUUUAGUCUUUGUAAUACAAAUAAAAAUAUUUUCUUGGUA